ACCUCUAAUCCACUGCUCUUUUACAUUUUAUAUAAUUAAUUAAUUAAAAUCUACAUUAAUUGGCCAUGUUGAGAUCUUGGAUUUCCAGAAGAUGGAUGUCAAUGUCGUAUUUUUCAACAGAAUUCAACGCGCUGGCGAGUGAGGGUCCAGCCAAAUUUCGACACCUCUUACCUGAGGGCAGUCAGCAUGCUGGAACAAAUAUAGAUUUGCCGAAUCAUCGGCAAAUGGACCUGGUGGACAGGCUGCUUAAGCUCAGAAAGCAAAAAGAAUGCAGCUAUGUUCCGCUUUUGCCGAGUCUGUUAGUGAGGCAAUUACUGGACUCCACAAAUCCCCAGGAGGUAAUCACGGUUCUGCGGAGUCCCAGCCAAUAUGGACUGUUUAUUGACCAGUUCUCCGGGUGUUUCCUUAUGGACUUAUUGUUGCACAGCGGAAACACAUUGGAAGCAGCGCAGAUUGCUGCUCUUCUUGUGGAGAGAGGCUUAUGCAAUAGCGAGCUGGUCGAGGCGUUAGCACUCCACUCAUUUUUUGGUUUCGUGAAAGACUUAAAGCCUUUGGAGUCGUCCGAGAAUAAACCUUCAGCACCUGCUCCUGAAGUGGCACUCUGAAAGAGCUGAAACAAAACAUUUGUCUUCUUGGCUUUGUAUUGUGCGGUAAAUUACCUGAUGUUGUCAGUCUUCUGGCCAAAAACCGUGAGGUUUUCUACAAAGAAAUCCUCACCGCUUCCCAGAAUGUAGCUGAAAGUCUGAAACUGGAGGUCUCGGACGAGUUUACACAAUCGUUACAGCAAGCACUCGAUAAAUGCACGCAGACCAACUCCAUCCACGAAAAACUGGAGAGUAGUAUAAAAAGUAGUUCCCAAAAGUUCGAACCGAAACUCUUAGCUGAAUAUGGUCAGUCCUAUCAAGAAUGGUCCAAACAGUUUGAGAACGCUGUAAAGAAGUAUAUCGAGGAGCAGAGUCUAGUGGAACGGAAGGAUAGCAUCGAGAAAACGCUAAACGAGCUGGAAGCGAAGCGGCAAAACCUUUGGUUCUUUGAGAACAAGGAUGACAUCGAUAUUCAGAUAUACAAGAAGAAGGUUCAAUAUCCUAAGCGCUGGUUAGGAAAGAAAAAGACGCCAAAGGCAGCAGACACGUUCUACGUGCCGCCAAGUGUCACGAGAUCCGCCAACUGACCCGAAGCCACGUCGGAGCCCAUACAUAGGUAAAAACAAGGCAAAUCCAAUUGUUUUUAAGCUUUAAUUAAACUACUGGAGAAUCAAUCCAAA
Messenger RNA from Drosophila miranda, 1264 nucleotides. RefSeq lists its product as uncharacterized. NCBI's taxonomy places the organism in Eukaryota, Metazoa, Arthropoda, Insecta, Diptera, Drosophilidae. Gene Ontology annotation, cellular component: mitochondrion. Bases 66 to 605 code for a protein of 179 amino acids. The transcript has 3 exons. The record is from RefSeq and is a predicted model, not a curated record.